Dermochelys coriacea (leatherback sea turtle) is the source of this 1644-nucleotide messenger RNA. RefSeq names its product tubulin alpha-4A chain. The record is from RefSeq and is a predicted model, not a curated record. The transcript is spliced from 4 exons. Gene Ontology annotation, biological process: mitotic cell cycle; microtubule cytoskeleton organization. Gene Ontology annotation, cellular component: microtubule; cytoplasm. NCBI's taxonomy places the organism in Eukaryota, Metazoa, Chordata, Testudines, Dermochelyidae. The coding region runs from base 213 to 1562 and encodes 449 amino acids. Gene Ontology annotation, molecular function: GTP binding; structural constituent of cytoskeleton.
UGUUAGGACACCCCCCACUACAAAAACAAGCCGCGCCCCCUUUGCAAAUCUGGCCGCGGGGGCGUGGUCAGACUCGUCAUCCCGCGUGGGCGUGUCCCAGCCCCCACCCCUCCGUAUAUAAGGGCCGGUGCGCCAGGAUUGCCGCAGACCUGAAGCUUCUCACCGAGACCUCGUCGCGCAGACUCACGUGAGAUCCCGGCCCCUACUGCGUCAUGCGUGAAUGUAUCUCAGUCCAUGUCGGCCAGGCUGGCGUCCAGAUGGGCAACACCUGCUGGGAGCUGUACUGCCUGGAGCACGGCAUCCAGCCGGACGGGCAGAUGCCCAGCGAGAAGACAAUCGGGGGAGGGGAUGACUCCUUUACCACCUUCUUCUGUGAGACGGGUGCCGGGAAGCACGUCCCCAGGGCUAUCUUCGUGGACCUGGAACCCACCGUGAUCGAUGAGAUUCGGACCGGCAUCUACCGCCAGCUCUUCCACCCAGAGCAGCUCAUCACCGGCAAGGAAGAUGCUGCCAAUAACUAUGCCCGUGGGCACUACACAAUUGGCAAGGAGAUCAUCGACCAAGUGCUGGACAGGAUCCGGAAGCUGGCCGACCAGUGCACGGGGCUCCAGGGCUUCCUGGUCUUCCACAGCUUUGGGGGCGGCACUGGCUCCGGAUUCACCUCCCUGCUGAUGGAGCGUCUCUCUGUUGACUAUGGCAAGAAGUCCAAGCUGGAGUUUGCCAUCUACCCAGCACCUCAGGUCUCCACUGCAGUGGUGGAGCCCUACAACUCCAUCCUGACAACCCACACCACCCUGGAGCACUCGGACUGCGCCUUCAUGGUCGACAACGAGGCCAUCUACGACAUCUGCCGCAGGAACCUGGACAUCGAGCGCCCCACCUACACCAACCUGAACCGCCUUAUUAGCCAGAUCGUGUCCUCUAUCACCGCCUCCCUCCGAUUCGAUGGUGCCCUCAAUGUGGAUCUGACAGAGUUCCAGACCAACCUGGUGCCCUACCCCCGCAUCCACUUCCCGCUGGCCACCUACGCCCCUGUCAUCUCUGCAGAGAAGGCCUAUCAUGAGCAGCUCUCUGUGGCUGAGAUCACAAACUCUUGCUUUGAGCCAGCCAACCAGAUGGUGAAGUGUGACCCGCGCCAUGGCAAAUACAUGGCCUGCUGCCUCUUGUACCGUGGUGAUGUGGUGCCCAAAGAUGUCAAUGCUGCUAUUGCCGCCAUCAAAACCAAGCGCAGCAUCCAGUUCGUAGACUGGUGUCCAACUGGCUUCAAGGUUGGCAUCAACUACCAGCCCCCAACCGCGGUUCCCGGUGGCGACCUGGCCAAGGUGCAGCGGGCCGUGUGUAUGCUGAGCAACACCACGGCCAUUGCCGAGGCCUGGGCUCGGCUGGACCACAAGUUUGACCUGAUGUAUGCCAAGCGGGCCUUCGUGCAUUGGUACGUGGGAGAGGGCAUGGAGGAGGGGGAGUUCUCGGAGGCCCGGGAGGACAUGGCUGCCCUGGAGAAGGAUUACGAGGAGGUGGGCCUUGACUCCUAUGAGGAUGAAGAGGAGGGAGAGGAGUACUGAGGCACUGGCUGAAGGACUUUCAUGUUAAUAGUGUUAAUUACAAAAUCCUUUAAACAAUAAACCGUCUCCUUGGUCUCGAACC